ACUGUGGUGGCCCGGGGCCUGCUUAACAGGAUCCAGGAAAGUGCAGGAUAUCUUCCUGUCUUCAUCAACUUCUCUGCUCAGACCUCCUCUGCCCGUACACAGGAGGUCAUUGAGUCCAAACUGGAGAAAAAGAGAAAGAACAUCUUAGGAAACAAGAAGUUGGUGGUCUUUGUGGAUGACUUGAAUAUGCCUAAGCUGGACAGUUCUGGAUCUCAGCCUCCUAUAGAACUCCUGCGCCAGUUCCAGGACUUUUCUGGGUUUUAUGACAGAAACAAGUUCUUCUGGAAGGAGAUCCAGUGUGGAUCUGCUGCCCACCCCAGGAAGUCCCACUAUGUUUUUAAUCUCCAGGACCUCUCCAAGUGUGUCCAAGGCAUACUGCAGUGUGAGCCAAGUCAAGUAAGAGACAAGACCCAGAUCUUCCGCCUUUUCUGCCAUGAAUGCCAGCGCGUAUUUCAUGACCGACUCAUCAACACCCAAGAUAAGACCUACUUCAACACCAUCAUCUGUGAGAUGGCCAGGCGAUAUUUUGACAUCCACUUAGAGUCUUCACAUUUUGUGUCUCAUCCCAUAAUAUUUGGGGACUUCAUCAAGAUGCAUGCAGAAAAAGAAGAUCGCCUGUAUGAAGACCUGACAGACAUGAAUAAGAUCCAGACUGUACUUCAGGACUAUCUUGAUGAUUACAACAUGACCUUCUCCAAGGAGAUCAAGCUGGUUUUUUUCCAGGAUGCCAUUGAACAUGUCUCCAGGAUUGCUGGUAUAAUUCGCCAGGAGCGAGGCAAUGCCUUGUUAGUCGGGGUGGGAGGUACAGGCAAGCAGUCACUCACUCGCUUGGCAGCCCACAUGUGUGGGUGCCGCUGCUUUGAGAUUGAGUUGAGCGGAGGGUACAACUAUGACAGCUUCCAUGAAGACUUGAGGAGGCUCUACAAGAUGCUGAUUGUAGUAGAAGAAUUUUUGGAGGAUUUAAACAACAUGCUAAACUCUGGUGAGGUGCCUAACCUCUUUGAAAAAGACGAGCUAGAACAAGUGCUUGCUGCUACCCGCCCUAAAGCCAGAGAGGCUGGAAUCAGUGAAGAGAGCAGGGAUGAGGUCCCAAUGUCGCAUGUUUCCUUCACUGGUUCACUGCUGCACUAUUGA
Molecule: messenger RNA, 1134 nt
Organism: Pundamilia nyererei
Lineage: Eukaryota; Metazoa; Chordata; Actinopteri; Cichliformes; Cichlidae
Source: RefSeq, a predicted model, not a curated record